UGUAAAAACUCCCAGGCAGCGGGGAGUCGAGGCGCCUGUCAGGAAGGAAAACACACUGGAAUUAUUUUAAAUGAUUAGACCUGGAGGAUUUUUAAACGCGAGUUUUACUCUUAAACGAUCCAGGAGACUCUCCAGUGGACCUCCGUGUUUUUCCCAGCGUCCAGCGCCUCGUCGGAUCACCACUGCCUCGGAGGACUCUCGACGUGGCACGAACCCGCAACUGUGAAGCAGCUAUGCAGCUGGAAAUCCAAGUAGCACUUAACUUCAUCAUCUCCUACCUGUACAACAAGCUCCCGCGCAGGCGGGUCAACAUCUUCGGCGAGGAGCUGGAGCGGCAGCUGAAGAAGAAGUACGAGGGCCACUGGUACCCCGACAAGCCAUACAAAGGGUCAGGGUUCCGGUGCCUGCACGUGGGCGAGAAGGUGGACCUGGUGGUGGAAGAGGCGGCCAGAGAGAGCGGACUGGACAUCGAGGACGUCCGGAACAACCUGCCUCAGGACCUGAGCGUGUGGAUCGACCCCUUCGAGGUGUCCUACCAGAUCGGGGAGCAGGGGCCCGUCAAGGUGCUCUACGUGGACGACAGCGGCGAGAACGGCUCCGAGCUGGACCGCGAGAUCAGGAACAGCUUCAACCCCGACGCUCAGGUCUUCAUGCCCAUCAGCGACGCCGCCGCCGCGUCCUCCGAGUCCAGCUCGCCCUCGCCGCCGUUCGGCCAGUCCGCCUCGGUCAGCCCGACGUUCGUCCCGCGCUCCGCCCAGCCUUUAACCUUCACCACGGCGACCUUCGCCGCCACCAAGUUCGGCUCCACCAAGAUGAAGAACGGCGGCCGGAGCGGCGCCAAGGUGGCGCGUACGUCCCCCACCAACCUGGGCCUGAACGUCACCAGCCUGAUGAAGCAUAAAGCCGUUUCCGACUCCGUGCAUUCUCUCUACGGCCUCGGCCCCGGGGCCCAGCAGCAGCAGCAGCAGCAGAAAUCCUCCGCGCUCUCUCCUAACGCCAAGGAGUUCGUGUUUCCCAACCUCCCGAGCCCGGGCGGCUCCCCCGCCACCGCGUUCGGCGCCGAGAACCCGCUCAACCUCGGGCCCCUGCAGUACGGCAACGCCUUCGACGUGUUCGCCGCGUACGGGAGCCUGAACGACAAGUCUCUGGUGGACGGUCUGAACUUCAACCUGAGCAACAUGCAGUAUUCUAACCAGCAAUUCCAGCCCGUCAUGGCUAACUAACUAACUAACUAACUAACCAACCAACCGGUCAAAGGAGAGCGAAGGACGCGGAGACGGAAAGCGCCCGCGCCCCCUUGAGUCGGUUCUACUGAAGCUCGUCGUUCGUCUCCAAGCUUGGUCACGUUUUUAUUUUCCUAUUUUUGCCAACGAAGAGCACAAAUAAUAAUUUUUUACUGUUUUAAAAGGUCUGUAGUGUAUGUAUAGAUCAUCUAUAAUAUAUAAUAUUAACAUUUAUAAUAAAAUAAGGCUUGUUCUGGCCUAGUACAGUAUUUUCGUCGGAUACGACGGCUGAUUUCGGAGAGGAACGCUGGCGGAUUACGUGUCGCUCUUUUUUUCUAACGCUAUCGUUGAAUCGCGUACAGAGUUUGUAAACGAUCAGAGUAUAAAUAUAUAUAUUUGUUUCUAUGACCUGCUAAUGCAUUUAUAUCUUUUUACUACUCCAGUGAUCUGUGAUGGCUGCAGCAGCUUUAUGUUCUAUAAAUGAAUAUAAAUAUAAAUCUAUAUAUAUUUAGUUUUGUUAAACGAGGAGAUCCAUCGCUGAAGCGGACGCCGAUGUUUUAGAGCUGGUGUACAGGAUCGGAGGGUCGGAGCUUCGGCGCAGGAACACGUUCUGUUCUUUCUUUAUUUUUAUUGUUUUUGGUUUUUGGAAAACCAGAGCUGUAUUUUAUUUUCUGUUCAGAGUCGAAGAUUUUUAUCUAUCUUAAGGACGAUCAGAUCUGUUAUUAAUUUUUGUACUUUUCAUCGUGCAAUACUUGAUAAACUACGGUAUGACGAAGUAUUUUGAGUCGGCGUCUUACGUGCGGGGCGGGACUGAAGCGGUUUAUAUUGAGUUUGUAUUCCGGCGCUCGGGAAUAUGCUUGUCUUUAUUUUUUUCAUAUUUGCACCCUGAACUUUUUCAAUAAAAGCAAAAUGAGUCAA
Messenger RNA from Trichomycterus rosablanca, 2141 nucleotides. It is a transcript of the gene tob1b, whose product is annotated as transducer of ERBB2, 1b. The transcript has 2 exons. Gene Ontology annotation, biological process: regulation of gene expression. Gene Ontology annotation, molecular function: transcription corepressor activity. The record is from RefSeq and is a predicted model, not a curated record. Gene Ontology annotation, cellular component: nucleus; cytoplasm. The coding region runs from base 234 to 1223 and encodes 329 amino acids. NCBI's taxonomy places the organism in Eukaryota, Metazoa, Chordata, Actinopteri, Siluriformes, Trichomycteridae.